GGCAAUGCAGUAGGCUCCUUCUCCUUAAUUGAUGAUGCAGUCUCCCAGCUUCUGACUUGUGGCACUGUACAGGAUUCUGCAGUAAGUCAGACCAGCAAGAGGAAGAAGUCUAUGGUGGAAGUGUAUUGGAUUGCCCCCAGCAAUGCUCCACAGCAUGUCCAGUUCCUAGUUACUGUUGUUGCAAAAUACUCCAUUUACUGGGGACCGGGUGAAAAUUCCAGGACCAGUUGUUUCUCAAACUACUCCUCCACCUGUCCUACAGAUUUCAACUACUGCUGCAUUACCAGUGCCAACCAAGUCAGCUCUAACACAGCGGUUCAGCGCGCAUCUGGAUGUGGCCGCAGUAAAUUCUGCGUAAGGAAUCCAACUUCUUGUGACCCGGAACGGGAUACGCAGUGCUUUUUCUUGUCCUUCCAGAAGAAAUCUAACUCCAUGCAGAUUGAAUUGAGCGGACCAGGGAAAGGUUAUGUGUCGUUUGCCUUGUCACAUGACCAGUGGAUGGGUGAUGACGACUACUACUUGUGUGUGAUAGAGAUGACCAGACAGUUGAUGUAAACCCAGCAUAUGCUACAGGACGG
Messenger RNA from Staurois parvus, 578 nucleotides. NCBI's taxonomy places the organism in Eukaryota, Metazoa, Chordata, Amphibia, Anura, Ranidae. The record is from the annotation of a GenBank genome assembly.